GUAAGCGCUUUAAUUUCGGUGGUGUAGGCCGUUGCGCAGGGUAGCCAAGCCUACACGGUAAAAUUACUGAUGUCGUGAAGGAUGCUGCUAUAGGCUCAUUCAAUCCUAAUUUACGCGGAAGGGAAUACAAUCUCUGCUCUCAAUUGUACGCAUCCCCGAUAAAAUAGUAGUCUGUGUUCACGCUGAACGUGAAACCGGCUCAUUUGUAUUAUCACCCAGAGGCUCUCCGUUAAAGCUCCCUUGGUUGCCGGUGUGCCGCCGCAGUGGAUGUUGCAGUUGUGAAGUUCCUUCGCCCGGCCUGUGUGCUGCGACAGCAGACUCAAUGAGAAAGACAUGCUUGCCUUCGUUCUGGUCUCUGGGUCAAUCUGGAUUCUGUUAGAGCUGAGUUCCACCCUGAUGGAGAGGAUGCAAUCCCAGGACCUCCUCAGUACCCUGCGUCUGCCCGAGCUGGAUGACCUGGGCCAGUUCUUCCGAUCACUGCCCACCUCCACGCUGGUGGGCAUCGGGGCUCUCACCGCCGUCCUCGCCUAUUGGCUGGCCACACGGCCCCGCCCCAUCAACCCACCCUGCGACCUCGCCCACCAGUCGGAGGAAGUGCCAUGUGAGGAUGGGGGCCGCAGGUCCAUGUUGGGGGACAGCCCUAAGCUGCUGACACACUACCAUGAGGACGCCAAGACCAUGUACGAGGUCUUCCAGAGAGGCCUCCACAUAUCUGGUGAUGGACCUUGUCUUGGUUCUCGGCUACCUAACCAGCCUUACCAGUGGUUGUCCUAUAAAGAGGUGACGAGCCGGGCAGAGCAUCUCGGGUCGGGCCUGCUGUCCCAGGGUUGCAAGCCGAGCCCAGAUCAGUUAAUCGGUGUGUUUGCACAGAACAGACCAGAGUGGAUCAUCUCUGAACUGGCCUGCUAUACCUACUCCAUGGUAGUGGUGCCUCUGUACGACACUCUGGGGCCAGACGCCAUACGGUUCAUCAUCAACACUGCUGACAUCUCCACGGUGAUCUGCGACAAUGUGGCAAAGGCCCAGGUGCUUCUGGGUAACGUGGAGCGCCAGGAGACUGCGGGGCUGCAGAGGAUCAUCCUGAUGGACCUCUUCGACGCCGCCCUGGUGGAGAGAGGGCAGGCCUGCAGUGUGCAAAUACAGGCACUCAGAGACGUGGAGGCCUUGGGCAGAGAGAACCAUAGAAAGCCUAUGCCCCCCUCCCCAGAUGACCUGUCUAUUGUGUGUUUCACCAGUGGCACCACAGGAAACCCAAAAGGAGUGAUGCUGACACACGGGAACGUGGUUGCAGAUUUCUCUGGCUUCCUCAAAGUCACAGAUAAAGUCAUCUCCCCUAACCAGAAUGAUGUCUUAAUCUCCUUCCUGCCCCUGGCUCACAUGUUUGAGAGACUCAUCGAGUCGGUGGUGUACUGUCACGGUGGCAGGAUAGGGUUUUUCCAGGGUGAUAUCCGCCUGCUGUCAGAGGACAUGAAGGCCUUGCGUCCCACCAUCUUCCCUGUGGUGCCUCGUCUGCUCAACCGCAUGUAUGACAAGAUCUUUAGCCAGGCCAACACCCCUGUGAAGCGUUGGUUGCUCAACUUUGCUGCCAGGAGAAAAGGGGCGGAGGUCAGCGCAGGGGUCAUUCGCAGUGACAGCCUAUGGGAUAAGAUCUUCUUCAGUAAGAUACAGGCCAGUCUGGGAGGCAGGCUGAGGAUGAUCAUCACUGGGGCCGCCCCUGCCUCUCCAACUGUGCUGGGAUUCCUCCGAGCUGCGCUGGGCUGUCAGGUAUACGAGGCGUACGGACAGACAGAAUGCACAGCUGGGUGCACGUUCACCACACCUGGAGACUGGACCUCAGGUCACGUGGGUGCUCCACUACCAUGCAACCUGAUCAAGCUGGUGGAUGUAGCAGAUAAGAACUAUUUUGCUGUGAAGGGGGAAGGAGAGGUGUGUGUGAAGGGACCUAAUGUGUUUAAGGGCUACAUCAAAGACCCAGAGAAGACAGCAGAGACCCUGGACUCUGAGGGCUGGCUCCACACUGGGGACAUUGGGAAGUGGCUACCUAAUGGCACGCUGAAAAUAAUCGACAGGAAGAAACACAUCUUCAAGCUAGCUCAGGGAGAGUACAUCUCCCCAGAGAAGAUCGAGAACAUCUAUAUCAGGAGUGAGCCUGUGUCACAGCUUUAUGUCCAUGGAGACAGUCUACAGUCCUGUUUGGUUGGCAUUGUGGUUCCUGACCCAGAGGUCAUGCCAGGCUGGGCAAAGAAGAAGGGCAUGGAUGGCAGCUACAGGGAUCUCUGUAAAAAUACAGAACUGAAGAAGGCCAUCAUGGAAGACUUGCAAAGACUUGGCAAGGCCAGUGGACUCCACUCCUUUGAACAGGUGAAAGACAUCUACGUUCAUAGUGAGAUGUUCUCCAUACAGAAUGGCUUGCUGACCCCAACGCUGAAGGCCAAGCGGCCAGAGCUGAAAGAGUUCUUCAAGGAGAAGAUUGAAGUUCUUUACAACAACAUCUCCAUGUGAAUGACUUCUACAAAUCCAAUCAAAUGCCCAGUUCCCAGUCUACAGGUCAACAAUCAUCACUUGUCCCUUCCUCACUCUUCCCAUAACCGCACAUCACCACACCCACACACUUGACAAUCCUACCAAUUGAACAGGCUCUAACAACCAACCAAUCAGCCAUCCACCCGAGACUCCAACCAAAUGAAUUGAGUCAAACUGCUGUUAACAUGUGACAGCAGCUCAACCACAGAAACAAAAGUGCAGUAUUGUGUGAAGUUUACUGACAUUGUACCACCAGUUGUAUCCCCGGUCUUCUCUCUCACAAGACACACGUUGUACGCACCUGACGUGUCCUUCUCUAGAUAUGAAUACAUCGACACUGCAGCAACA
Messenger RNA from Osmerus eperlanus (European smelt), 2871 nucleotides. RefSeq names its product acyl-CoA synthetase long chain family member 6 (gene acsl6). Lineage: Eukaryota; Metazoa; Chordata; Actinopteri; Osmeriformes; Osmeridae. The coding region runs from base 334 to 2502 and encodes 722 amino acids. Gene Ontology annotation, cellular component: membrane; endoplasmic reticulum. The record is from RefSeq and is a predicted model, not a curated record. The transcript is spliced from 21 exons. Gene Ontology annotation, molecular function: long-chain fatty acid-CoA ligase activity. Gene Ontology annotation, biological process: long-chain fatty acid metabolic process.